AGGCAGCCCCAGCAGCUCUGCUGUGCGGUCCUGACAGGAAGUAAAACACAUCUGACCUGAGGGAGGGGGGGUCUCUUUAUGUGACAGCUCAGCCCCACCGGAUUUAUCCCGCUGCGGCCCCCGUCUGCAGCCACCCUCCCCGUUUACUCUGUAAUGUCCGCGUCCCUCCGCCUGAAGCACAGGACAGGACAGUGUCUCUGCUCUUCCAGGACCUUGACGCAUCGCCUCCAUUCAGCCAUUGUAGCGGGGGGAGCAGGCUCCGUACUGUUGUGGUUUCAGUGCGACCCGUGACUGAUUUCACCGGGAAAUGUCGCCGUGUGCCUCGCGUUAGGUUCCUUUCUUCGGUGUAAGCUCAAACUAUUCUGUCGGCUGGCGUCGUCGGUGCGGAGCAGGGCUACGAUGUCUGGAGCUGUCGGUGGCGGAGGAGGCUCCUCCUGUCUGGGCGCAGCAGCGGCGGCCAGUUGCAGCUCCGCCGGCUCUUCUUACGCCGCUGCGGCCGGAGGAGGCGCAGGGGUGGCCGGGAGGCUGCAAGCCCGGGUCCUGGAGCACAUUUUCUCCUAUCUGGAGCUGUCUGACUUGAUGCGGUGCGCGCUGGUCUGCUGGCACUGGAACAAUAUCCUGGCGGAUGAAAACAGCGAGGUGUGGCGCAGCCUCUCCAGCCGGACUCUGAGCGAUGAAGCUCUGCGGUCUGACAUCCUGUGCAACCUGCCCACCUACAAGGGGAAACUCAAGGCCUAUCAACACGCCCUGAGUUCCCACGACUGCUCCCGCAAUGUUUACGUGAAGAAGAACGGCUUCACCCUGCACAGGAACCCUAUCGCCCAGAGCACGGACGGCGCUCGUGGCAAGAUCGGCUUUUCAGAGGGGCGGCACGCCUGGGAGAUCUGGUGGGAAGGCCCCCUCGGCACCGUGGCAGUGAUAGGCAUCGCCACGAAGCGGGCGGCGAUGCAGUGCCAGGGCUACGUGGCCCUGCUGGGCAGCGACGACCAGAGCUGGGGCUGGAACCUGGUCGACAACAACCUGCUUCAUAACGGGGAGGUCAAUGGGAAUUUCCCACAGUGUAACAAUGCACCCAAAUAUCAGAUCGGGGAGAGAAUCCGGGUGAUUCUAGACAUGGACGACAAGACGUUAGCCUUCGAGAGAGGUUUCGAGUUUCUGGGAGUAGCGUUCCGUGGACUGCCCAAAGCCUGCCUGUUCCCAGCUGUGUCCGCAGUCUACGGCAACACCGAGGUCACCAUGGUGUACCUGGGAAAACCUCUGGACGGCUAGAAGCAGAAUAACACGUGCCACCAUUUAAACUAACAGGCCACCGGAGAGUGCAGGACUUUUUCUGUCAAGAGUGCCAACCACCGAGGUGAAGUGGUCGUGUUUCUUCCAAACAAAAUAACUAUUCACGCACACAGAGAGAACUAAUGGCAUUUCUACUACAGCUGGACAUGAACCCAGAGUCAGACAGACUACAGGGAGGGCGUGGGUCAGUCAUAAACAUGUUUCUGUAUCAGUGUGGAAGUGUCCACUUUUACAGUUUAGCUGCUGGACAUUUUUUUUAUUUACAGGACAGGGGAACAUAAUUUAAUGUCACGUGAUUCAGUCGAACUGUGCUGAACAUCCACCUGAGAUUCUGCGUCUGUUUGAAUGAGGCCAAAUCUGUUCUGAACUGUGGCAAAUACUUUAAGGCGUCAUUUUAAAAGCGGCACAGUGGUUGUUGUGAAUAGCUCCCUGUUGUGUGAGUGAAUGGAAGCAGCUGACACUGGUGAACCAUAAUCACUGACUGGAUUCUAAUGGGUUUAUGCCAAAUCAAUGUGACCUAAUGUUGUAAGUUGAUGAAGGCAGACCGAGGACGUGGGGACCAACUGUCACACAUGUGCAUGGACACGGGUGUAUGGACUGAAACAUUUGCCCUUUUAAAAUACUCAUCCAGUAAUGGUGGAAACUAGACCUGCAUCAUGUUAACGUGUGUCCUUUUUAAUGUGCUACUGUAGUAUUACACACUAUUUAUUGGUUUUAUCUAUGGUACUGUUGCUACUGUAUGGUUAUAAGGCCUGAAAAUAAAGUCUACAUGUUGCCACUCUUA
Toxotes jaculatrix (banded archerfish) is the source of this 2074-nucleotide messenger RNA. RefSeq names its product F-box protein 45 (gene fbxo45). The record is from RefSeq and is a predicted model, not a curated record. Gene Ontology annotation, cellular component: SCF ubiquitin ligase complex; synapse. The transcript has 3 exons. Gene Ontology annotation, biological process: proteasome-mediated ubiquitin-dependent protein catabolic process; synapse assembly involved in innervation. NCBI's taxonomy places the organism in Eukaryota, Metazoa, Chordata, Actinopteri, Toxotidae. Gene Ontology annotation, molecular function: protein binding. Bases 400 to 1269 code for a protein of 289 amino acids.